GCACACAGAUAGAAAACAAACACAGGACGAGUUUGGAACAGCUUAGUUCUACCAAACUCCAUGUGAACCAUUAUGGAGAACUCAAGAGACAAGAAUAGAAAUGUCUCAAAUUUGUUUUGGAUGUUCCUGAAUGUUCUUUUCUCACACUUGCAAAUGCUUCGACAGGGACACUUGUUAUGACUAGAAGGGCUGCCAGAGCUGGGACUGUAUACCUCUCCUUUUAGAUCUUGUUCACAGACUUGGGGUCAGACAUCUGAGGAUAUUUCCUCUCAUAACACUGCGUUCCAGCCUGGGAACUGGAGGGGGUUAAAGGUUGUGGUUGUGUUUUGUUUCAUGAGCAACGUGCCCUUCUCGGCUGGUUUGGAAGUGCAGUCCCUGGAGUUCCAGUACACAGUUCUACGUGAUUCUCACAGGCAGCUGCAGUUUCACCAGACAACUUUGUUAGACGGAGACGUCCUCUUCCACUGUGAGAGUCCCACACUGACAGACCAGCCGCGACACGACUUGGUCACACACACACACACCACUGAGAACCUUCAGCAAAAACAUGAGGCCUGUAAGGGAGAGUACGUACAGCACCUGCGAAGCUUCAAGAUGAUAAACAAAACAGCUGGUUGGACAGAAAUUCUCCAAAGACGUCGGGGUUGCAAGGUGAAUGGCUCAGAGACCUUUGUCUUUGAUAAGUGGGGUGUCAACGGAGAAGAUUUCUUGACCUUUGACCCCAAAACUCUGAGAUGGAUGCCUUACUCUGACCUUGCGGUGCCUGUAGCAGAGAUGUGGAAUCAGGAGAACAACAGGAAUAAUGUCCGUAAUCACGUCUACGGAGUUUUCCUCCAGAACAAGUGUUGGGAUGCCCUUUAUAAAACUGCAAGAGGGAGAAUGGCGCAAUCUGAGUCUCACAAAGGGCUGGAGGUGUACAUGUUUGCCAAACCCAGGCAAGGAAUCACAGGAAUUACUGGCACGUACCUAAUGUGUCAUGUGACAAGCUCCGACCUAUCAGGAGUCAGGAUCCAGUUAACUAAAGCUGGAGUUCCUCAGGCCGGUGGGGUGAAUCUGACUGGACCGCGCCCAAAUGGGGACGGAACAGUUCAGAUGAGGGUCCAGGUUCAGCUGGAACGUAAAGAUGCGGAAGAAUUUCAGUGUCAAGUCCAGACUGACAAAACACACAGGUGUCUCCAGUGGGGUAAGAUUCAUAUCAAAACACAGAGCUUUGGUCAGUGGCAAGUCUGA
Alosa alosa (allis shad) is the source of this 1230-nucleotide messenger RNA. RefSeq names its product RLA class II histocompatibility antigen, DP beta chain-like. Bases 334 to 1230 code for a protein of 298 amino acids. Lineage: Eukaryota; Metazoa; Chordata; Actinopteri; Clupeiformes; Clupeidae. The record is from RefSeq and is a predicted model, not a curated record. Gene Ontology annotation, biological process: immune response. Gene Ontology annotation, cellular component: external side of plasma membrane. The transcript is spliced from 4 exons.